Molecule: messenger RNA, 294 nt
Organism: Aspergillus clavatus NRRL 1
Lineage: Eukaryota; Fungi; Ascomycota; Eurotiomycetes; Eurotiales; Aspergillaceae
Exons: 2
Coding region: 1-294 (97 amino acids)
Source: RefSeq, a predicted model, not a curated record
AUGUGUCCUCACCGAUUAACCGCCAUCCUUAAACCAGCCAGCUAUCCUCCACGGAAAGAAACUUUACCAAUAUCAGAGGAUGGCGCGGCUCAGUGGGAGGCCCUGCGAUCCCUAUUUUGCAGCAAGACUUCCGGGCUCGAGGGGAUCCCUGACUCUGAUAAUUCAUAUGGGAAGAUCGUCAGACUCACGCGAAACACAACUCACUUUCCAUCCUCCCCCGUCAAAGAGGGAUCAGCACCACGGCAAAACUGCGCAAUUUGCCAUGUCGGGGAUCAUUCGCCUCGCCGCAUCUGA